GUAGGAAACAAAGAAAAAAGAAAGAAAAAAAAAGGGAAAGUCCUAGCUGAGUUUCACUUGCUGCAUCCGCAAGAAAAACAUCUGUAGCACACAAUCAAAUACAAAUAGCCCCCUCUCUCUCUGUAGUCUUCUGCUCUUCCUUUCCGUUUUCUUCGUCUUCAAAAACCCAACCCUAACCUAGUCUAACGAAGAUCUAACAGCCAAACCCUAACCCUUGUUUCUUCGAAUCGGCGCUGCUGCAACGGCCAUGGCAACUAUGGUGAGCUCGGCGGGAGGCCUCUUGGCGAUGCUGAACGAGACCCAUCCGUUGUUGAAGCUCCACGCACUCUCCAAUCUCAAUGCCUUCGUUGACUAUUUCUGGCCCGAGAUCUCCACAAGCGUACCCAUCAUAGAGAGCUUAUAUGAAGAUGAAGAGUUUGACCAAAGACAACUGGCUGCAUUGCUCGUCUCAAAGGUUUUCUAUUAUUUGGGGGAACUUAAUGACUCAUUAUCAUAUGCCCUCGGUGCUGGUCCACUAUUUGACGUUUCCGAGGAUUCGGAUUAUGUUCAUACUCUUCUUGCUAAAGCCAUAGAUGAAUAUGCAAGCCUCAAGACUAAAGCGGCAGAGUCAAGUGAUGAAGCAGCAAAGGUGGAUACUAGGUUGGAGGCCAUUGUUGAGAGGAUGCUGGAUAAGUGUAUAAUGGAUGGAAGAUAUCAACAAGCUAUAGGAAUGGCACUUGAAUGCCGAAGAUUGGAUAAGCUUGAGGAAGGAAUUACGAGGAGUGAUAUUGUUCCUGCCACUCUAUCCUAUUGCAUUCAUAUCUCUCAUUUGUUUGUAAAUCGUAGAGAAUAUCGACAUGAGGUGCUUCGUCUUCUUGUUAAAGUAUAUCAACAGUUGCCGUCUCCUGAUUAUUUGAGCAUUUGUCAGUGCCUCAUGUUCUUGGAUGAAGCAGAAGGUGUUGCGAGCAUAUUGGAAAAGUUUCUUAGGUCUGAAAAUAAGGAAGAUGCCCUGCUGGCAUUUCAAAUAGCUUUUGACCUUGUAGAAAAUGAGCACCAAGCUUUUCUGUUGAAAGUUAGAGACCGGCUGUCUAUUCCCAAGACUCAACCUUCACAACCGGUGCAGCAAGAAUCCGUUGUGCCAGAUACUGAUCAAAAUGGAAAUGCCACUGUAUCAGAGGAUGUUCAAAUGACAAAUGAAACUCAAGCUUUUAAUGGGGGUGUGCAUGAAGUGGAUCCAAAUGAAGCAACCUAUGCCGAGAGGUUAACAAAACUCAAAGGAAUUUUGUCUGGAGAGACUUCAAUACAGUUGACUCUACAAUUUCUAUACAGUCAUAACAAGUCGGAUCUUCUUAUUCUUAAGACAAUAAAGCAGUCUGUUGAGAUGAGAAAUAGUGUGUGCCACAGUGCAACUAUAUAUUCUAAUGCGAUUAUGCAUGCUGGAACAACAGUGGAUACAUUUCUCAGGGAGAAUCUGGACUGGCUGAGCAGGGCAACAAAUUGGGCUAAGUUUAGUGCAACAGCAGGGCUAGGUGUUAUUCACAGAGGCCAUCUGCAGCAGGGAAGAUCACUCAUGGCUCCUUACUUGCCACAGAGUGGAUCCGGUGGUGGUGGCAGUCCAUACUCAGAAGGUGGUGCACUCUACGCUCUGGGUUUGAUUCAUGCAAACCAUGGCGAGGGCAUCAAACAGUUUCUUCGUGAUAGCCUACGGAGUACCAAUGUUGAGGUUAUUCAGCAUGGUGCAUGUUUGGGACUUGGUUUGGCAGCUCUAGGAACUGCUGACGAAGAGGUUUAUGAUGACAUAAAGAAUGUGCUUUAUACUGAUAGUGCUGUUGCUGGUGAAGCUGCUGGUAUUAGCAUGGGUUUACUUAUGGUUGGAACUGCAAGUGAGAAAGCAAGUGAAAUGCUUGCUUAUGCACACGAGACACAGCAUGAGAAGAUCAUUAGGGGUUUGGCACUGGGGAUAGCCCUCACAGUCUACGGGAGGGAAGAAGAAGCAGACACAUUGAUUGAGCAGAUGACUCGGGAUCAAGACCCUAUACUACGUUACGGUGGGAUGUAUGCUUUGGCAUUGGCGUACAGUGGAACGGCGAACAACAAGGCAAUCCGCCAGCUGCUUCACUUUGCUGUAUCAGAUGUGAGUGAUGAUGUCAGGCGGACUGCUGUUCUGGCCCUUGGAUUUGUCCUAUAUUCUGAACCAGAACAGACCCCUCGCAUUGUUUCCCUGCUAUCUGAAUCUUACAACCCACAUGUCCGGUAUGGUGCGGCUUUGGCAGUAGGCAUUUCUUGUGCUGGUAGUGGUCUGAGUGAAGCAAUAUCGUUGCUAGAGCCUAUGACCUCAGAUGUAGUUGAUUUUGUUCGACAAGGUGCUCUUAUUGCAAUGGCUAUGGUCAUGGUCCAGAUUAGUGAAGCUAGUGAUUCUCGUGUUGGAGCAUUCAGGCGAGAGUUGGAGAAAAUAAUUCUGGAUAAGCAUGAAGAUACCAUGAGCAAGAUGGGAGCAAUUUUGGCCUCUGGAAUUCUUGACGCCGGUGGAAGGAAUGUGACAAUAAAGUUACUUUCCAAGACAAAGCAUGAUAAAAUCACUGCAGUUGUUGGCCUUGCUGUUUUUAGCCAGUUUUGGUAUUGGUAUCCCCUCAUCUAUUUCAUUAGUUUGUCAUUCUCGCCAACAGCUUUUAUUGGACUGAACUAUGACCUGAAAGUUCCAAGAUUCGAGUUCUUGUCCCAUGCAAAACCAUCACUGUUUGAGUAUCCACGACCAAGUACUGUUCCCACCACUACAUCAGCCUCUAAACUUCCUACUGCAGUUUUAUCAACCUCCGCGAAGGCCAAGGCUAGGGCUAGUAAGAAAGAAGCAGCAGAUCAGAAGACUACUACUGAAAAAUCAUCCGGGUUAGAGUCAGCUUCUGUAGCCUCUAAUACGGGGAAAGGGAAAUCGUCAGCCGAUAAGGAUGGCGACUCUAUGCAGGUUGACAGUCCAGUAGAGAAGAAGACAGAGCCCGAGCCGUCUUUUGAAAUUUUGACUAACCCUGCCAGGGUGGUUCCUGUGCAGGAAAAAUUCAUUAAAUUUCUGGAAGAAAGCAGAUAUGUGCCGGUGAAGUUGGCACCUUCAGGAUUUGUUCUCUUGAAAGACUUGCGUCCAACUGAGCCUGAAGUGUUGUCUCUCACUGAUGCACCCUCAUCUACCGUAUCCAAUGCUGGUGGCUCGACAACUGGACAACAGAGCUCAGCCUCAGCAAUGGCUGUGGAUGAGGAGCCUCAGCCUCCCCAGGCAUUUGAAUACACUGCAUGAUUUGGGUCUAGCUCAAAUACCACAUCUGGGUUCUUAUUUCGAAAUUUAGGUAACAUGGAAAAAUUUAAUGCUUCACGCGGAGAAGAGAAAAAAUUGGUCCAGUGAAACGCUUGAUUAAUUAUCCUGGGAGUCAUGGCCAAUGUUCGGGGGCAUUCUCUUUGCUGCAAUCGUUAUAUCUUGGUCAUCGCCUCUCUGUUUCUUUUUAACUUAAUACAUUUAGGAGUUGGGAGGAUAGGGAGAUGAUGAACACUGCAAUCCUCUGCGAAUGAGAAGCUCAUGAAAUUUGUGAUUGAAUGGGAUGAAUAUGAGGUAUCACGAGAAGAUUUAUCACGAGAAUAUCUGUCUCUUUCUAUUUAUUCGGCUGAUUUUAUUUAUGAAAAGAAAAAAACAGGAAAUGCACUUUCCAGUCAUGAAUCAUGAUGUGAAUUUAUGAAGUUCGAGUCCGUCAAUUCUGUGUAUGGUAUUCUGUUUCACACUUGGGCUUUUCCGCUUUUUGAAUUAUAACUUUAGUUACAAUUAUAUAAUGUAGAUGAUUUUUUGGGGAUCAAUUUGAUGUGUUUAAUUUUGCUUGA
This is a messenger RNA of Cornus florida, 3837 nucleotides long. RefSeq names its product 26S proteasome non-ATPase regulatory subunit 1 homolog A-like. NCBI's taxonomy places the organism in Eukaryota, Viridiplantae, Streptophyta, Magnoliopsida, Cornales, Cornaceae. The transcript has 13 exons. Gene Ontology annotation, cellular component: proteasome regulatory particle, base subcomplex; nucleus; proteasome complex. Gene Ontology annotation, biological process: proteasome-mediated ubiquitin-dependent protein catabolic process; regulation of protein catabolic process. The coding region runs from base 248 to 3265 and encodes 1005 amino acids. The record is from RefSeq and is a predicted model, not a curated record. Gene Ontology annotation, molecular function: enzyme regulator activity.